AUGCGCAUGCUGCGUUGGUCUGCAGGCGUCACUCUGCUGGAUAAGAUUAGAAACCAGUACAUCAGGGGCAGUUUCAAAGUCACACCGAUAACAGAUAAACUUGUUGAGAAACGUCUACGGUGGUACGGGCACAUUCAAAGACGACCUCUUGAACAUAUGGUCAAUGUAGCCUUAGCGAUGCCUACGACGACGCGAGGAAGCGGGAGACCACCUGCCACUUGGUUGACGACGGUGGAGAAAAGCCUGAGAGAGCAAGGGAUUAAUGACGCACACCUGGCACUAAACCGUGCAGAAUGGAAGAAGAGGACAGGGAGGGCCGACUCCAAGUAA
This is a messenger RNA of Cydia pomonella (codling moth), 330 nucleotides long. RefSeq lists its product as uncharacterized. The transcript has a single exon. The record is from RefSeq and is a predicted model, not a curated record. NCBI's taxonomy places the organism in Eukaryota, Metazoa, Arthropoda, Insecta, Lepidoptera, Tortricidae. Bases 1 to 330 code for a protein of 109 amino acids.